Humulus lupulus (European hop) is the source of this 922-nucleotide messenger RNA. Its product is annotated as heavy metal-associated isoprenylated plant protein 26-like. The transcript has 2 exons. Lineage: Eukaryota; Viridiplantae; Streptophyta; Magnoliopsida; Rosales; Cannabaceae. The record is from RefSeq and is a predicted model, not a curated record. Gene Ontology annotation, molecular function: metal ion binding. Bases 164 to 628 code for a protein of 154 amino acids.
CUCUCAAUUAGUUAAAUUCAACCAUUCAAUCAUAUUUCUCUCUGAACAACAAAGCUUUUAAAUAUAUUUUGGGGUGUAAUUUGUUCUCAUCAACUUCUUUUGUAGCCCCGAGUCAUAUUUGUUUUUGGUUGGUGUAUCAACUAGUCAAUUAAUCUAAGUGAUAAUGGGGGUUUUAGAUCAUUUCUCUCAUGUCUUUGAUUGUUCUCAUGGUAGUUCCAAGCACAAGAAACGCAAGCAAUUGCAGACGGUGGAGGUGAAAGUGAGAAUUGACUGCGAAGGAUGCGAGAGAAAAGUGAAACGAGCAGUGGAGGGAAUGAAGGGCGUGAAAUCCGUGGACGUAGAGCGCAAGGCUAACAAGCUCACAGUCGUUGGAUAUGUGGAGCCCUCCAAGGUGGUGGCCCGCGUGGCGCAUCGGACGGGUAAGAAGGCUGAGAUCUGGCCUUACGUACCAUACGACGUCGUCGAGCAUCCCUACGCGCCUGGGGUUUACGACAAGAAAGCCCCCUCUGGGUAUGUGCGAAACACCUAUGACCCACACGUGGGGCAGCUGGCACGUGCGAGUUCCACUGAGGUGCGGUACACCACUGCUUUCAGUGAUGAAAACCCAGCUGCUUGUGCUAUCAUGUGAUCCGGCUCACAGUAUCUCAUAUUGUACUCUCAAACCAAAAAGUACGAAAUUAAAGAUGGAUUCCCUUUAGGAAGAAUCUUUUGAUGUUUUGGUCGUUCAUUUUUUUUUUUUUUUUGUGUAAUGGUUUUAUUUUUGAAGUUUUCUGAUUAGAUCUGUUAAGAAUUAAAGUAUUGUUCUUGUAUAUUUGAGUGACUUUUGGACCAAUUUUUUAAUUUCGAACUUUAUUCAUUGAAAUGUCCCAACCACUUUACUCCCAAAAAGAUAGAAAUAAAAGUAGAACCACUUAUUUUAUAA